CCCGGGUCGGUUAUCCUCGAGUUUGUGGGUCGCUGAGUCCCGGCCCCAGCUUUGCCCUCGUCAUGGCGCCUCUGCUGCAGAUGCUGUGGCUGCUGGCGCUGCUCCGGGCAGUGGUCCUGGUCCCGGUCCCCGCCAAGCCCUGGGCCGAUGACGAGCAGGCCUGGGAUCUGUCGUCCUCAGAGCUGCUGGCGCCCGCCCGCUUCGCACUGGACAUGUACAAUUACGGCCGUGCUGCGGGGACGAGGGCCGUGCUGGGGGCCGUACGCGGGCGCGUCCGCCGGGCGGGUCGAGGCUCUCUCUUCUCUCUGGAAGCCACAAUGGAGGAGCCAUUUUGCAAUGAUCCACUGUUGUGCCUGCUACCUGUGACCAAUAAAACCAUGCUCUGCAGCUUCCAAAUCCUGGAUGAGCUAGGAAAACACAUGCUACUGAGGAGGGACUGUGGCCCAGUGAAUAUCAAGGCUACAGAGCAUGGAAACGAGACUUUCAGCUCAUUCCUUCCACUGCUGAACGAGGAGCCCCUACCCCAGGACUUUUCUGUAAAGAUGACUACAGUCUUCAAGGACUUCAUGAUUACCUAUAACCGGACUUAUGAAUCAAGGGAAGAAACCCAGUGGCGCUUGACUGUCUUUACCAGAAACAUGGUAAAAGCACAGAAGAUUGAGGCCUUGGACCGUGGCACAGCUCAAUAUGGGAUCACCAAAUUCAGUGACCUCACAGAGGAGGAAUUCUACACCAUCUACCUGAAUCCCCUCUUACAAAAGAAGCCUGGCAGCAAGAUGAGUCUAGCCAAGUCCAUAAAUGAUCCCGCCCCACCUGAAUGGGACUGGAGGAAGAAAGGGGCGGUCACUAAAGUGAAGGACCAGGGCAUGUGUGGCUCCUGCUGGGCUUUCUCUGUCACAGGCAAUGUGGAGGGCCAGUGGUUCCUGAACCAGGGGACUCUGCUCUCCCUGUCAGAGCAGGAGCUCUUGGAUUGCGACAAGAUGGACAAGGCCUGCUUGGGUGGAAUGCCCUCCAAUGCCUACACAGCCAUAAAGAGUUUGGGAGGGCUGGAGACAGAGGAUGACUACAGCUACAAAGGCUAUGUUCAGGCCUGCAACUUCUCAGCACAGAAGGCAAAAGUUUACAUCAAUGAUUCAGUGGAGCUGAGCAAGAACGAGAGCAAGAUGGCAGCCUGGCUGGCCCAGAAAGGACCGAUCUCAGUUGCCAUCAAUGCCUUUGGCAUGCAGUUCUAUCGCCAUGGGAUUGCCCACCCUCUCAGGCCCCUCUGCAGCCCUUGGCUCAUCGACCAUGCUGUGCUGCUGGUGGGCUAUGGCAACCGUGAGUUCCACUGGCCUCCUGCUUAUCCUUCCAGCCACCCCAGGCCACGGCUCCAACACUCCUUAUUGGGCCAUCAAGAACAGCUGGGGCAGUAACUGGGGUGAGGAGGGUUACUACUACUUGUAUCGUGGGUCUGGAGCCUGUGGUGUGAAUACUAUGGCCAGCUCGGCAGUGGUGAACUGAGGGACUUGCUGGCAGAGGACCAGAUGCUGACCACAGUGGCCCCUUCUUUAGCCUGACUCAUGCCCAGGCCCCUCCUCAGGAGGUGCAGCUGGCUGAGGGACAGGCUCUUGGUACCUCAGGGUGAGCAGUGGGCCCUGGGCCCCUUCUUCCCUCCCUCUCAUGCCCUCCUGAAGUUUCCCAGCUGCAUCUUUGUUGAAUUGUGGAAGCUAGGAGGAUCCUGAGGUGAAGGAGGCUUUCAUGGAAGCCAACGCUGGGGCAGGAACCCCAGGCUCGGGUAAGGUGCAGAAUGGAAAUAGUCUUAUCAUAACCUAGCUUUGUCUUCAGUGAGCUCUGAAUUCCUGCCUUGGUUUUCCUCUGUCUGAUGCUGUAAAUUUUCUGGUCCCCUUUCACAUCCAGGAAACUUGUAACCAGCCUUCUCUAAGAGCAAUAAAGAGGUACCCUGCUCCCCA
Molecule: messenger RNA, 1949 nt
Organism: Cricetulus griseus (Chinese hamster)
Lineage: Eukaryota; Metazoa; Chordata; Mammalia; Rodentia; Cricetidae
Source: RefSeq, a predicted model, not a curated record